Molecule: messenger RNA, 756 nt
Organism: Tuber melanosporum (Perigord truffle)
Lineage: Eukaryota; Fungi; Ascomycota; Pezizomycetes; Pezizales; Tuberaceae
Exons: 6
Coding region: 1-756 (251 amino acids)
Molecular function (GO): oxidoreductase activity
Source: RefSeq, a predicted model, not a curated record
AUGUCCAUCUCCCUCCGUGGCAAAAACGUCCUAGUAACCGGCGGCUCCCGUGGGCUAGGAGCCUGCGUAGUCCAGCGCUUCGCAGCGGAAGGCUCAAACGUAGUAAUAAAUUACGUCUCGGCGGCUGAUCGCGCAGAGGCUCUGGCAAAGGAGGUGCGGGAGCAGUAUGGGGUUAAGGCGUUGGUGAUUUGUGCCGAUGUUGGGAGUGAUCGGGAGUGCAGGAGGCUUGUGAAAGAGACCGUGGAGGGGUUGGGGGGGUUGGACGUUAUUGUCUCUAAUGCUGGGUGGACUAAAGUAUCUGACUGGAAGGACUUGUAUGCUCUAGGGGAGGAGGAGUGGGAUAAGUGCUGGGCGGUGAACGUGAAAGCAAACCUCCACCUUCUCCGUGCAGCACUACCAACGUUCAACGCAAACCCUGACGGUGGAUCUCUACUAAUUACUUCUUCAAUAGCCGGCAUACAAACCUUCGGCAGCGCAAUGGCAUACUCAGUCUCGAAGGCGGCCGGGCUCCACCUUAUGCGCUGUUUGGCGUACACCCAAGGACCCAAAAUCCGGGUGAACGCGGUCCAACCGGGUCUUCUGAUGACAGAGUGGGGGAAGAGUUUCCCUGAAGAGGCAAUUGAGAGGACGAAGGAGAGGUCAAAGUUGAAGGUUGCGCCUACGGUUGAGGAGUGCGCAGAUGCGUUUGUGCUUAUGGCUAAGAGCUCUAGUAUGACGAGUAGUACGCUUAAGAUUGAUGGGGGGUUGUAUACUUAG